Mangifera indica (mango) is the source of this 1574-nucleotide messenger RNA. RefSeq names its product CASP-like protein 4A1. The record is from RefSeq and is a predicted model, not a curated record. The transcript has 3 exons. The coding region runs from base 197 to 1159 and encodes 320 amino acids. NCBI's taxonomy places the organism in Eukaryota, Viridiplantae, Streptophyta, Magnoliopsida, Sapindales, Anacardiaceae.
CCAUUGUCGAAUCGGGAAACGGUUCAUGGGCAGGCAUUAAUUGUGAAAGAAGAGAAAGGUACGCGUUACUGUAUUAUUCAUUCAGGACGGAAGAAAUUGCCUGACUGGCUCCGUAUCCUUAACCGCUGCUGAAAAACACCACUUUCUCAAGACUUCCCUCACUCUCAGAUUCUCUUUUCUUUCUCUUCUCUAAACCAUGGAAAAACAAGAACAAAAGCACACACAAGAACCUGAACACAAAGUAGAACAAGGACCUGAACACAGAGAAGAACAAGAACAAGUACACAAGGAAGAACAAGACCAAUCAAAUGAACAUGAAAUACUGCACACAAAUCCAAACCCAGACCCACCACCAAAACUCAACUCUCCGCCGCGUGAGCCAGAACUACGACAACUUUCUCCGCCGCGUCUACCCUAUCACAACUCCACACCAAAAUCACCGCCCUUAGGUAAAGAUGAUGAUGAAGAAGAGGAAGACAGAAAGCCUCCGUCAAUACUACCUCUUCCUCCUGCUGUUGCGACGGCGGCGGUUGAGACCAGGGUGGAACCCACACCCCAAGAAGUCCAAGAUGAAGAAAGUGGGCUUGGUGGUGGUGUUGAUGGGCGUGGACGCGACGAUGGUUUUGUUAAUACUGGGAGUAGGAGGAAAUUUUUGAAGAACAAGAUGUCGAUCUUGAAGAAAGCGAAGAGGGAUAAUAUGAUGAACAGAGCUUUGAUUGUUUCUAGGAUUUCUGGGUUUGUUUUCAGUUUGGUUUCUUUCUCUGUUUUGGCCGCUGAUAAAGAUCGUGGUUGGGCUAUUGAUUCUUUCUACCGUUACAAAGAGUUCAGGUACUGUUUGGCUGUCAACGUGAUAGCCUUUGUAUAUUCUGGGUUUCAGGCUUACGAUCUAAUCUAUAAAUUAACCUCCGGAAAAAACAAAGAGAAGCAACCCGUCCGCCACUAUAUGGAUUUUUCUUUAGAUCAGGUGAUUACUUAUCUUCUCAUAUCUGCAUCAUCUUCAGCUGCUGUGCGAGUAGAUGACUGGGAAUCCAACUGGGGCAAAGACCCCUUCCCAGAUAUGGCAAGGGCGUCUGUGGCAUUAUCUUUCGUUGCUUUCGUAGCCUUAGCUUUAAGCUCUCUCAUAUCUGGUUAUAAAGUUUAUACUCUCAAGUCUUUAUAGUCGUAAAGCUGCCUCAGUCACCCACAUAUCAGUCAUAUUGCACAACUUAAAUAAAUGAAAAAUGAAGAUGAAAAAAAGUUGGAAACCCCAAGCGAUGUGCCUUUACUUUUUACAAACCUGCUUUAUCAAUAGUGUUUUCAAUCAAACAUUGAGCUACAAGACAACCAAAUGACAGCAUACUUAUGGCAACUGGUAGAUGGUUGGCAGGGGCAACGUGGACUUGAGGUUGUUAGGUGGCCCUAAAAGGCCCACAAGGAGAAGAUACACAAACAAUGUUGCUUCAUCAGUACAGUGUCUGACCGCACUUGAUUUUAGCAUCGGAGGUCACUUUUGUACUUUAACUGCCCCCAAUAAGAAUGCAACGGAUUUCUUAUAAACAUGUAUAAUUAUUAAUGACAGAAAUUUUUAUGAAGAA